This is a messenger RNA of Vanessa atalanta (red admiral), 3764 nucleotides long. Its product is annotated as ankyrin repeat domain-containing protein 13D. Gene Ontology annotation, cellular component: cytoplasm. The record is from RefSeq and is a predicted model, not a curated record. The transcript is spliced from 12 exons. Bases 428 to 2344 code for a protein of 638 amino acids. Lineage: Eukaryota; Metazoa; Arthropoda; Insecta; Lepidoptera; Nymphalidae. Gene Ontology annotation, molecular function: protein binding.
UAAGUUUAAGUAGGUACCUACUAGACUACGUAAAAUUUCGAAUCUGAAAUAACCAAUUGAUGAAUUCACCAGCAUCAUUGUUCAAUUGAGCACCAAUCAUCAUAGAGUAUAUUCUCAACAUCCUUCAAAUGAAUGAAUUGAAGCUAGUGAUAGAAGAACGGAUUUAAAAUGACCAUUGAGUUAAUACCUGAUUGUACCGUUUUGGUUAUUGAGAAAUGAGCAUUGAGAACUAACUAUCGGUAAUUAUUGACUAAUGAGUUUUUUGAUUUGACAUUACUCAGAGAGUGGAUCAAAAGGUAGUGACAUAUUUGCGUAUUACAAUGAAUUUCGGUACAGUGUCGUGCAAAAGAAAAUAAUAAAGGUUUAUGAAAUUCGCAUAAAAUAUAAGUUAAAUUUAUUGAGAUCAUAAAAUAAAUGUGUUGAUAAAAUGCCUCUAACAUCAGAAGAAAUCGCGAACCGCUAUCCGAUUCAUUGGAUUGUUUGGAACAACAAGCCCCUAGAAUUAACGGCAGCUCUAAAUAAUAAAAGGUAUCCACCAGAGGAAAUAGAAAAGCGUGAUCCUCAAGGCCGAACCCCUCUACUCCUAGCUAUUACUUUAGGAUACUUAGACGUUGUACAAGUACUCAUUGAUGGGAAUGCCGAUGUGAACUGUGAAAAAGAUGGAUGGACAGCUGUUCAAGAAGCUACUGCAACUGGUAAUCCAGAGUUGCUAUCCCUGGUGCUGUCUCGCCGUGACUACCAAAGACACGUUGUCCGAUCGAGUGGGAUUCCUGAUUUACUAAAUAAGCUUAGUUUGGCACCAGAUUUCUAUGUCGAGAUGAAAUGGGAGUUCACAAGCUGGGUUCCUCUGGUUUCUCGAAUGUGUCCAUUUGAUACAUACAAAGUUUACAAACGUGGUGCGAAUGUCCGAGUGGAUACAACGCUGGUCGGCUUUGAAAAUAAUCGGUGGCAGAGAGGAGACAGGACCUACAUAUUUAGAGGACAAGGUCGGAACGCCAGCCUGGUGGAGUUAGACCACGAGGCGGGGACGUCGUGGUGUGAGUUCCUGGAGUGUGGGGCACGAGAAAACCGCGCUUGGCCCGCCCCCCCUCAACACGUGAUCGACCAGCGUCUUAGCGCCCCGAUCUCUAUCAACUACCUCGACACUGACAAGAUCAGCUUCGAGAGAAACAAGAGCGGCAUAUGGGGCUGGCGACAGGACAAGAGCGAGAUCGUGAACGGGUACGAGUGCAAGGUGUUCGCCGCCAACAACGUGGAGCUGGUCUCCAAGACGCGCUCCGAGCACGUGCCGCGCGGCGAGCGCCGCCAGCACGCGCCGCGCGCGCCGCUCGCCGGCCUGCUCGCGCUCGCCGACGCCGACGACGCGCCCGCGCACGCCGCCGAGCCCGACCACCUGCUCGCCCCCGACCGGGACGAACAACCGAAACGAAGGUACCGAGAAGAGCGCCGACCGUCUGUGUCGUGGCAAGAGUACUUUUCCGGGGAGCCGCUGGAGAGAGACAUCGGCCGCUCGAGGGAGGUGUCCACUAAGGUGCAGAAAUUUAAGGCCACGUUAUGGCUGUGCGAAGACUAUCCCUUGCAGCUUCAGGAGCAGAUAAUGCCUAUCCUAGACUUGAUGGCGGCAAUAUCGUCGCCACAUUUUGCGAAACUAAAAGAUUUCGUUCAGAUGCAAUUGCCAUCUGGUUUCCCUGUGAAAAUCGAGAUCCCGCUGUUCCACGUGCUGAACGCGCGCAUCACGUUCGGCAACAUCUUCGCGACGGAGUCGGCCGUGGCGCACGUGCAGAGCGUGCUGGCGGGCGCGCGGCUGGCGUGCGUGCUGGACGACGCGUGCUUCGCCGUGGGCCGCGCCUACCGCGACGCCGCCGCGCCCGACGAGCGCCUGCCCUGCGACGACGACGAGCUGCUGCACUACGCCAUACAGCAGAGCCUCAUGGAGGCCGGCACGCACGACGAUCAGGUCGUCCGCAUGAGCGACGUUCGGCCUGACGCAGCGCGUGCGCAGGUGGACGUGUGGGAGGCGCUGCGCGGCGCGCGCUGCACGUCGCCGGUGCCGCCGCGCGCGCGCGACCACGCGCUCUUCGCGCACGAGGACGCGCAUCUGCAACGAGCGAUAGAGGCGUCGCUGGCGGACGCGCGGCCGGACGCCGACGAGCACGUGGAGGCGAACGAGGGCGAGCACGAGCCCGAGCACGGGCCGGAGCAAGGCGACGAGGACGAGCUGGACGCAGAGCUGCGCGCCGUGCUCGCCAUGUCUCUGCGCGAGCACGCCGCGCGCGACCAGCAGCUGGCGGACGAGCAGCGGGCGCUCGACGAGGCGCUCCGGCUUUCGCUACUAGAUAAAUAAAUAGAUCUCAAAACGGAAACGUCCACCAAAAGACUUAACGCCUAAGAGUUCGACUGACGACAUUUCAUGCGACACUCGCUCUUAUUCCAAAGAUAUACCGACUAUGAAAGCGACACGGCCGAUGUUUGGUGCGUACUUUGUAUAGUAAGUGUUUUUAUUGCUAUUUGAUAUACGAUAUUAAUACUUAAUACAUUGUAUUAAAGUACAUUUUCUCAAUGUUCAUUAACCAUACUUCUGUAUACUAUAAAAUUGCAUAUAUAAAUUAGAAUAUAAUAUAACAUAUAUAAAAGUAUUUGAAAAUUUACGGCUUAAAUCACGGAAUCAAAUCCUAUUGUAUUGUUUUCUUAAUUUCCGUUGUAAAAUAUAUAGAAGCGACAUUCAAUUAGAUAGUUUUAAUCGCUUUACAUUAUUUAUUUCUAAUUUUUUUUUCUGUUAAUUAUUUUAUAAAACAAACGUCCGAUAGUAAACUGUGUUUAUUUUUGACGUCGCUUUUAAGCGUUUAAUUUAAAUGAUUAGAUAAAUUAAUCUUGUGUUACUUAUAUAACAAAUCCUUCCCGAAUAAAUGUUAUGAAAUAAUACGAUACGUAUAUUCGAUGAAUACGUCCAAACUCGGAAUCGAAGCUGCGAUCCUUUAUAAUCAUUAUAUAUAACUAUAAACUAUACAAAAUAAUUAUAUAAAUAUACGUUAGUAUUGAGAAUUUACUGCCCCAAUUAUACACUGUGUACAAUGUAUAUGUUACUCGUGAUUAUGGGUUGCCACAUCUAAAUAUUUGCAAUUUUUAUUUAAUUUAAUUAAUAAAUCAAAUUAUUAUAUAAAAUUGUUUUUUAAAUUAUAAUAUAAUCUAAAAUAUAAUCUGUUUCUAUUAUUUAAUAUGACGUUGAUUUUAAAAAGUUUUGAAAGAUAUGAAAUGAGGAAGAUUUUUAGAGCGCCCCAAAAUAUAUAUGGGGUGUUUUUUGUAAAGCAUAUGUUAUGAGAAAAUGCAAAAUUAACAAAGUAUCUUAUACAAAAUUAAAAUUACUAUCAAAAUCUGUUCUAAUUUUAUCUUACCACACAUAUGAUGAGUAUUUCGUACUUUAUAAAUUAUUUUGUUUCGUCAAGCCUUAUACCUAAGUUGGGAUGUGAAUUCUACUAUUAACUGGUGUAAAUCAAUCGUUUUCGGUACUCAUUUUCUUUUAGAGAAAAGAUAUCCAGAUCACUAAUACCGUUUGUUAUAAUCGGCGUCAGUAAACCUCAUUUGAUAGCACGAUAAAACUAUAGAACAACGCCAUCUAUUAAUCACUUAUGGCAACUGUACGGAACUUCGUUUCACUUCAUUUAUAUGGUUUAAUUAAAUAUAAUAUUAUGUAUUAAACUGAUCUCUCGUUUAUUAGCAGUUUAAAAAACCUUCUUAUUUAUUAACUUGAAAUAUACUUUUGAAAC